Capsicum annuum is the source of this 1272-nucleotide messenger RNA. RefSeq lists its product as uncharacterized. The record is from RefSeq and is a predicted model, not a curated record. Gene Ontology annotation, molecular function: nucleic acid binding. The coding region runs from base 1 to 1272 and encodes 423 amino acids. The transcript has 4 exons. Gene Ontology annotation, biological process: DNA integration. Lineage: Eukaryota; Viridiplantae; Streptophyta; Magnoliopsida; Solanales; Solanaceae.
AUGCGUAUUCAUUUGAUGGAGACUCUUUAUCGGGCUUUGAACUCUAUUAUGAAGCCAGUCAUAGAUAACAUUGCACGGGGGUUAUUUGUUGACCUUACUUUUCCAGAGGACUUAGAGAUGCUUUAUCGAAUGACCAAACAGAGUAGAGCUAGGCAUACUAGGGAUUCUAUAGUAGCAAGCCCUAUUGUGUCUAGUAGUAAGACUGUAGAGCAAUGCAAAAAAGAAGAAAAAUGUGACCAGGAUAUGGAACAUUUAAAAACACAGAUAGAUUUGUUGACUAAGUAUCUAUUAUCUAGAAAAACAAAGAAGGUGAAAGCUAUUGCAUCCAAGGGAAGAGCUAAUUCUUAUUCGGAAAAAGAGUUCGAGCAAAAAAUGAGCCAACUCUUAGCAGCAUUAAAUCAGAGAAAGAGCAGAACUUUGCCAAGUGAUACAGUUCAAAAUCCCCAAAAUGAUGGCUCCUGCAUGGAAAUUACCACACGGAGUGGUAAGGUAUUACCAGGCUCGUCUGUGGGCAAAGAUGUGAUUGCAGAGGAUAUUAAGCAUGAAGAAACUUAUCCAGUGGAGUCUAAAAAACUGGAUGAAGUUAUUGAUAAUACACCAUCCAACCAUCAGCAAGUUGAUGAGUUGGAGAAGAGCAAGGGAAAUAAGACCGAAGUGUCCAUGAAACAACAUAAAGAUAUGAGCGUAUUUUCUAUUGUGGAUGUUUAUGAUGAGGAGGAGCAGAAAGUACCCAUAGAAGAAAAAUUUGCUAUGGAUACUUUAGCUACUGUAUUAAUGAAUUUUGAUCAAGACGGUAUCGAAUAUUAUGAGGAGACUGUAAAAGCAGUGGCUCUGGCUGACAAUGAAGGGAAGAGAGUCAUUACAUUCCUCAAGAGGAAUAUUGUUUCUCGAUUUGGGGUGCCACACACCAUUAUAAGUGACGAUGGAUCUCACUUUUGCAAUAGAGUAUUCCAGGCUGCAUUGGCUAAAUACGGGGUAAAGCAAAAUAAGGUGGCAACUUUAUAUCAUCCACAAACCAGUGGACAAGUGGAGGCUUCUAACAGAGAGAUCAAAGCCAUCCUUUCUAAAAUCGUAAAUGGCAGUAAGCAAGACUGGUCUCGAAAUCUAGAUGAUGCUCUUUGGGCAUAUAGAACAAAAUUCAAAAUGACUAUUGUUAUGUCACCAUACCAACUGAUUUAUGGUAGGGCAUGUCAUUUUUCAGUUGAAUUGGAGCAUAAGGCAUUGUGCACACUUAAGAGGCUGAACUUGGACUGGAAUGAAGCAGGGAAAUAG